ACACCCUCCCCGUGGCCACCGCUACCCCAAAACCCGCGACUGUUAUCACAGCAACUAAAAGAGGGCAACAAGGUCUAUUCAAGUCAGAGCCAUGGAAUCACAAAAAGUAGAGCGAUAGAGCAAAGGGAGACCAGGGAUCUCUCUGAGAGUGCUUGUUUAUCACAGUCAAAAUCAAGGAAAUCAAAUGAGUGUUGCAAUGGGGAUUUCUUGCUUUUCCCACUCUCCCCUCUAUCACUCUCAGUCUCUUUCUUCCUUAUACACUUCUCAGUCUGUUUUCUUUUUUUCUUUCCCGAGAAAUGGAGGCCACAGUAGAAAGAACAGAACACCCCAGGCUUGUAUGCACCGUGUGAACCCAAACGAUGGUGACUUCUUCAAAAGGAGAGUUAUUGCUUUGGUGGGUUUUUCACUUCUUCCAUUUUUUCAAUUGAAAGCUCAAGCUCUUGAAGGUUUGGCAACAGAUUUGUCUAUUUGAAAUGCUACUUGGACUACGUUUGCAUAUGGUAAAGCCUGCUGCUAGCAACCAAUCUACAAGAGAUUUGCACAUUUAAUUGUGACUUUGCAUGGAAAUCAUGACAUCUUCAUUCCAUGGGAACUUGGACUUGAAGAAUCCGAAACAAGGGCAGCAGAGCAGAAACAAAAAGCAGAGCAAACACUUCAAGGAGAUGCUUCACCAAAUCCUCUUCUUUUUCUUCUGAAUGGACUUGGAAUAUUCAGUUCUGGCUUGCUUGGUGCACUAUAUGCAUUUGCUAUGAAGGAAAAGAUUGCUAAUGAGGCGAUAAUAGAAUCAAUGACAAAUAAGCUGAAUGAAAAAGAAGCAACCAUUGUUUCACUGGAGAAGAACUAUGAGUCAAAGCUGCUCAAUGAGAAGGAAGAACGAAACAAGCAACUUAAAAAAGCAAAUGAAGAGCAGCAGUCAUUGUCAAAGCAAUUACGAUUGGCAAACAGUACAAUAACAGGACUAGGACACGAGCUGCUAAGUGAGAGAAGAUUUGUCGAAGAUCUCAAUGUCCAAUUAGGGAAUCUUCAAACCGACCUCAUGAAGGCUGAGGAAGAUAAGAAAGAACUAGAAGAAAAUCUGAAGGAGAAGCUUGACUCGAUUGAAGUUUUGCAAGAAAAGAUGGCAUUGCUCAGUUCAGAGAUCAAGGAUAAAGAAGAUACUCUUUGUAAUCUCAAUUCCAUGCUCGCUGCAAAACAAUCAGAGCUUGAGAAAUUGAAUUCUACCUUCGAGCAGACCAAGGAUGAAUUUGCAGCAGCGAAUUCAGAAAUUGCAAGGUUGAAACUUGAACUUCUGGAAAAUAAAAAAGAACUAGAACUGAAGAAUGCUGUGGUGGAUGAUUUGAAUGCUCAAAUGAGUUCUUUAAUUGUUCAGAAAGAUGAUUCUAACAGGAAAUUCGAUGCUAUUCAGAAAGAAUUUGAUGAUUUGAAGUCAUCUUCUGAAGAGAAAGUAGCUGCAGAUGCCAAGCUCCUGGGAGAAAAAGACUAUGAGAUUCACCAACUUAAAGAAAAGAUAGAUCUUGCUUUAAAUGAAGUUAGCAGAAACAAAGCCAUAGUUGCCAAUUUGACCCAAGAAAGGGAUGAUUUGAGGAAGACUCUGGAUGUAGAAUUGAACAAUGCGAAGAACUUGAAACACGAGCUCCAAAUUACACAGGAAGCUCUUGGAAAAUCAAGAAAUGAGGUUUCUGAUCUGGCAAAACAACUACAGCAGACGAGAAAUCUGUGCUCGGACCUUGAGUCUGAGGGUUCUAAGCUUCAGGCUGAGUUUUCCGAAGCUAGAAAGUCAUUUCAAACGAGCCUUGAUGAGGCAAAACAUAAAUCACACGUGUUAGUUGGCGAACUUGCAUCAGCAAAAGAGCUUCUAAAGAAAACUGAAGCUGAGCUGCAAUUUGUGUCCCAUGAUCUGGCUGUUACCACUGAAAAUCGUGAUAGCCUAAAAAAGGAAUUGGUUGAUGUCUAUAAGAAAGCAGAAAAUGCAGCCAAUGAUUUAAAAGAAGAAAAGAAGGUUGUUGCUUCUUUGAACAAAGAAUUACAAGUGUUGGAGAAACAAAUUUCGAAAGACAGAGAAUCGCGGAAGUCUCUUGAAAUGGAUUUGGAAGAGGCGAUCAAGUCACUUGAUGAGAUGAAUCAAAAUGCACUGUUACUAUCAAGAGAUCUAGAGAUGACUAAAUCUCAGAUUUCUAGCCUUGAAGAUGAGAAAGAUGUGCUUUACAGGUCGCUUGCUGAGCAGAAACAAGUUUCUCAAGAAGCCCGGGAAAACAUGGAAGAUGCACAUAACCUUGUGAUGAGGCUUGGGAAGGAAAGGGAGAGUUUGGAGAAGAGAGCAAAGAAACUGGAAGAGGAAUUGGCGUUGGCAAAGGGCGAGAUAUUGAGAUUAAGGAGUAAAAUAAAUUCAUCAGGAUCUCUCGUAAAUGAUCAGCAUCAGAAAAGCGUUGAAGCCGGUGGCAACGCUGCAAUUUCUGUGAAGAAAACUACUACUAGGAGGAGAAGGGGGGGUCCCCAACAAGAUAAUUCAUAAUUAAUUAUCCAGAUUGCCCUUUAUUUUCUCAACCCAGAAAGCUUUUUAACCACAGCUCUACUGUGUAAAUGUGACAGCAGAGUCAUGGAAGUUGAGGAAGGAAAUUAAGGCCAAGUUUGGCUACAAAGGAAAAAGUGCACUUAUUUCAUCUUUUUAUCUUUUUUGGAUCACAUCAAUCAACAUCUCCUCUCUACUUUUUCUACACAUAAUAUAAAAAAGUCAAAAAGUGCACUUAUUUAAUCUUUCCAAACUAGGCAUGCACUGAGGUUUCAUAAGAUGUAUUUUAACUGGUUGUUAUGAGUGUAUAUUAUCAACUUUGAGGAAUGUACUGCAAAUUUUCAU
This is a messenger RNA of Camellia sinensis, 2854 nucleotides long. It is a transcript of the gene MFP1, whose product is annotated as MAR binding filament-like protein 1. Gene Ontology annotation, cellular component: condensed chromosome; condensin complex; chromatin. The record is from RefSeq and is a predicted model, not a curated record. Gene Ontology annotation, biological process: mitotic chromosome condensation. NCBI's taxonomy places the organism in Eukaryota, Viridiplantae, Streptophyta, Magnoliopsida, Ericales, Theaceae. Gene Ontology annotation, molecular function: chromatin binding.